Molecule: messenger RNA, 2101 nt
Organism: Zonotrichia leucophrys gambelii
Lineage: Eukaryota; Metazoa; Chordata; Aves; Passeriformes; Passerellidae
Gene: GRN
Product: granulin precursor
Exons: 14
Coding region: 112-2022 (636 amino acids)
Cellular component (GO): extracellular region
Source: RefSeq, a predicted model, not a curated record
GAGUCACCGGAGGAACUGGGAGUCACGGGCGCCACUGGGAGACACUGGAGGAACUGGGAGUCACGGGGGCCACUGGGAGUCAUCCGGAGACUGGGAGGUGCUCCCAGAGCCAUGAGGACCCUCCUGCUGCUGUGGGUGGCCCUGGCCGGCGCGGGGGCCCAGCUGCCCUGUCCCCAUGGGGGACCCUGCCCCGUCACCCCGGCCCUGCCUGCCCCCAGUGCUCUGGGAUGCCAGGACGGCUCAUCGUGCCCCACCAGCUGCCAGCUGCCAGAGAGUGUCCCCUGUGCUGGGGGCCACCGCUGCUGUCCCCGAGGGUCCCACUGCAGCGCUGACGGGCAGUCCUGUGUCACAGACCUGGCCCCCCGUGCUGUCCCCUGUCCUGAUGGCCAGUCCGAGUGUCCCGACGAUGCCACGUGCUGUGUGACGAGCAGCGGUGCCUGGGGGUGCUGCCCCAUGCCCCAGGCUUCAUGCUGUGCUGACAAGGUGCACUGCUGUCCCCACGCCACCGUCUGCGACCUGACCCGCGGGCGCUGCGUGUCCCCUGCCGGUGACACCGAUGUCCCCAUGGGCACAGCCUUCCCUGCCUGGAAGCGCCACCCCCCUGCCCCAGUGGCGCUGCGCCAGGUGCUGUGUCCCGAUGGCCGCUCAGCGUGUCCCGACGGGGCCACCUGCUGCCAGCUGUCCCCAACGCAGUACGGCUGCUGUCCCCUGCAGAACGCCGUGUGCUGCAGUGACGGGCAGCACUGCUGUCCCCAGGGCACCACCUGUGACCUGGUCCACUCCACCUGCACCUCCCUGGGGGGCUCUGCCUCCCUGGCAGCCCUGCCCACAGCUGGUGACAUCAAGUGUGACGAGAGGACGAGCUGUCCCGAUGGGAACACGUGCUGCAGGCUCAGCUCUGGGGCCUGGGGGUGCUGCCCCCUCGAGCAGGCCGUCUGCUGCCCCGACCACGUGCACUGCUGCCCCCAGGGCUACACCUGUGACCCCGAGGGGGGCAGCUGCCUGCAGCAGGGGGGAGCCCGCCGGCCUUGGGUGCAGAAGACCCCAGCACUGCCCCACGGGGGACAGGUGACAUCGGGGAAUGUCAAAUGUGAUGAAACCACGAGCUGUCCCGACGGGACCACGUGCUGCAGGAUGGGCCUGGGCACCUGGGGGUGCUGCCCCUUCAGCCAGGCCGUCUGCUGCUCCGACCUCGUGCACUGCUGCCCCCAGGGCUACACCUGUGACCCCGAGAAGGGCAGCUGCCUGAAGGGGGGGGCCACCCACCUGCCCUGGGUGCAGAAGAUCCCAGCACUGCCCCACGGGGGACAGGUGACAUCAGGGAAUGUCAAAUGUGAUGAAACCACGAGCUGUCCCGACGGGACCACGUGCUGCAGGAUGGGCCUGGGCACCUGGGGGUGCUGCCCCUUCAGCCAGGCCGUCUGCUGCUCCGACCUCGUGCACUGCUGCCCCCAGGGCUACACCUGUGACCCCGAGAAGGGCAGCUGCCUGAAGGGGGGGGACACCCACCUGCCCUGGGUGCAGAAGAUCCCAGCACUGCCCCACGGGGGACAGGUGACAUCGGGGAAUGUCAAAUGUGACGAAACCACGAGCUGUCCCGACGGGAGCACAUGCUGCCGGCUGAGCCUGGGCACCUGGGGGUGCUGCCCCCUCGAGCAGGCCGUUUGCUGCGGGGACCACAAGCACUGCUGUCCCCGGGGCUACACCUGCAACGUGGCCACCGAGAGCUGUGAGAAGCUGCUGGCACCCACCCCCCUGCUGCCAACCCCCUCUGCCCCCCGGCGGGCACUCCCCGUCCCGCUGCGAGCCGCUGGCACCCGCCCGGGUGGCCUCGUGCCCUGCGGUGCCACUGGCUCGUGCCGCGGGGGCCAGCGGUGCUGCCAGGCCCGGGGAGGCUCCUGGGGGUGCUGCCCCUUCGCCCAGGGCUCCUGCUGCUCCGACGGCCGCCACUGCUGCCCCGCGGGGUCCCGCUGCACUGGAGGGGGCUGGGGGUGCAGCCCCCAGCGCUGGGACCUGCUCUGAUGGCACUGGGGACACCACCAGCACCAGCACCCACCCCGCGUGCCACCACCCCAAUAAAUGGUUUCUAGGAGAAACUGCA